Messenger RNA from Closterium sp. Naga37s-1, 1680 nucleotides. The record is from the annotation of a GenBank genome assembly. Lineage: Eukaryota; Viridiplantae; Streptophyta; Zygnematophyceae; Desmidiales; Closteriaceae.
AUGUCCCGUCUGCCACGUGGCAGCGUGCUAGUGGUGGGCGCGGCUCCAGUGCGGUACAUGGCCGGCAUCGUGCCGUUCCCCUACCGCCCGGACUCGGAUUUGAUCUACCUCACUGGGUGCUGGCACCCGGGUGUGGUGGCUGUGAUUGAGAGCGAUGGGGGGAGUGGUGGUGGUGGUGAUGGGGGUGGAGGGGAAGGGGGAGGAGAUGUGCAGGCGUUGGACCCACCUACUGCCAUGGCCUUCUUUAAACCCCACAGAGCCCUGUUCGUGGAUGCUCUAAACGAGUACCUGCUCCAGGCCCAACAACGCAUCUCAGCACACCGACUCUCCUCUUCCUCCUCCCUCCCCUCCUCUUACUCUUCCGACCGCUCUCCACCUCCUCGCUUCUACUGUGACCAUCGGGCCAAUCGCGAUCUGAUUGCUACAGUACCUGUUCUCGCCGCUGAGCUGGCGACCGGGCGGCUGCUGUCGUCUCGUAGCGCCCUGGACGAGCAGCGGUGGAUCAAAUCCGAGGCGGAACAGAGGCUCAUGCGACGGGCGGCUGAGAUCACAGCAGAGGCCUUCCUGGCAGCAAUGAGGCAGUCAGCAGCCGUGGCAGCAGGAGCAGGAGGAACCACAGAAGCAGCAGCAGCAGGAGAAGCAGCCCGGGGGCCUGGUUCAGCCCCUCGUAAAGAAGCGCACAUGGGAGGGUCGUUGCCCCACGAGGGGCACAUCUCUGCUCUGAUUGAGUUUGAGUGCAAGCGGCGGGGAGCACAGCGAUUCGCCUAUCCUCCAGUGGUGGCAGGCGGCAGCAGCGGCUGCAUCGUUCACUACCUUCGCAAUGACAAGCCGGUGCAACCGGGGGAGGCGCUACUGGUGGAUGCGGGGUGUGAGUACUUCGGCUAUGCAUCUGACAUCACUCGAGUGUGGCCGCCCUUUGGAAAAUUCUCCUCCGCCCAGAGAGCAGUGUACGAGGCGGUGCGGGAGACGACGGUGGAGUGCAUUGCCAUGUGCCGGCCGGGGGCCACCCUGAGGGACAUUCACCAACACUCGGUGACAUCGCUCUCCUCGGCCUUGGUACAGCUGGGAGUGUGCCAGGGCUCGGCACAGCAGGUGGCGAGAGGAGCAUUUAGGCAGUUCUACCCGACCUCUGUUGGGCACUGGCUAGGGCUGGACACACACGACUGUGCAUCGGUGUCCUCAUUUCAGCCCCUUAAACCCGGCGUGGUGCUGACAAUCGAGCCAGGCCUCUACCUCCCAGACAUUGACCAAGUGCCAAAACAUCUGCGUGGCAUAGGCGGCGACCGCGCGCUGCCGUCCAUAGGCGGCGUCAAGAAGAAGAAGAAAAAGGCCGGGAAAGCCGUUAACCUCGACUCGCUGCAGAUGCAAGCGCUUCGGGACGCCGAAGCGGCUCUUAAAGAAGAGGAAGCGCGCGGCGGCGCAGCGGGAUUGCACGAAUCAGGCGCAGUGGCGGUAGGGGGGGCGGGGGGGGAGGAAGAGGGGGAGCAGCAGGCGCAGGAGGAGGCGGAGGAUCUCCGCACGCCCGCGGAGCGGCGGUAUCACGAGCAGCUGGAGAAGCUAGAGGCGGAGCGGGCCGCUAGGGGCGCGAGUAAGUCGCACAGGCAUCGCGUGGAGGACUUCAACAAGUACCUCGCGAAUCUUAGCGAGCACCACGACAUUCCCAAGGUCGGCCCAGGCUAA